Anoplophora glabripennis (Asian longhorned beetle) is the source of this 1517-nucleotide messenger RNA. Its product is annotated as dolichyl-diphosphooligosaccharide--protein glycosyltransferase subunit 1. Lineage: Eukaryota; Metazoa; Arthropoda; Insecta; Coleoptera; Cerambycidae. Gene Ontology annotation, cellular component: oligosaccharyltransferase complex; membrane. The coding region runs from base 64 to 1446 and encodes 460 amino acids. The transcript has a single exon. The record is from RefSeq and is a predicted model, not a curated record.
GUCGUGGUGUGGAGUAAAUGCAUCAAAGAAGUCGUGGUUCUUACAGUUAUAUUGUGAUCAAAAAUGUAUAAAAUUAUAUUAACAAUCCUUUGUUUAACUUACGUAACGGCUUUAGAAAGAGUUAACAAUCAGCUCGUUAUUAAAAAUGUAGAGAGAUCCAUUGAUUUAACUUCACAGUUAGUUAAAAUUGCGGCAACCAUAACCCUGGAAAAUACCGGCAAAGACACUGUACGCAAUUUUCUAAUUGUUCAAGAACCAAAUAUUGUAGGAGCCGUUGCAUAUUUAAGUGCGAAAGAUUCAUUAAAAGACGAUCUAAAGAUUAUACCUGUAGGAGUGGAAAAUGAAAGUGGUAAAUCAUUUCGUAAUGUUUUAUUGAAGCAGCCAUUAGACUCAGGCCGAACAACUACAGUGGUACUAGAGGAAGUGUUAACUCAAAGUUUGGUGCCAUAUCCAAGCAGUAUUAGCCAAAAGGAGAAGCAGCUUGUUCGUUACUUUGGUAAUCAUUACUUUUACACACCUUAUGUUACUACAAAACAGAAAACCGAAAUCUCCCUUAGUUCAAGAACUGUGGAGAAUUACACUAAACUGAAACCAGUUGCUCAGUCAGAUUCUUCUUUAACGUAUGGUCCUUAUACUAAUAUAGCUCCAUUUACUGAAGAUCAAAUGAUUAUUCAUUUUGAAAAUAAUGCUCCAUUUCUGACUGUAACGAGAUUGGAACGUUUAAUUGAGAUAUCGCAUUGGGGAAAUAUUGCCAUCGAAGAAAACAUUGAAAUUCGCCACACAGGAGCUAAAUUGAAGGGACCGUUUUCUAGAUAUGACUAUCAAAGAGAUACUGGCAGUAAUCACCAUAGUAUUAAGUCUUACCGCACUAUUUUACCUGCAUCUGCCCAUAGCAUUUAUUAUAGAGAUAGUAAUGGUAAUAUCUCAACUUCUACAGUUAGACCAAGAAAAGACUGGAUUGAGUUAGAAUUAAGACCAAGAUUUCCUCUCUUCGGCGGUUGGAAAAGCUCAUAUACUUUGGGCUACAGUGUUCCAAGUUAUCAGUACUUGUUUAAGCAGCCUAGUGGAGAGUAUGUACUGAUUAUGAGAUUAAUUGAUCAUGUUUUUGACGACAUGUUUGUGGAAGAAUUAGAAUCUUCAAUUGUUUUGCCUGUUGGUGUAUCGAAUGUUAAAAUAAAUGCACCGUACGAAGUAGAAAGACUCUCUGAUGGCGUUACAUACAAAUACUUCGAUAAUAUUGGAAGAACAGUCAUAAGAUUGAGAAAAACAAAUUUGGUCGAGCAACAUAUUCAAGACAUUGAAGUUAUCUAUAACUGGACGCCUCACCUGCUACUUCAUGAACCCGUUUUAUUGUCAAUUGCCUUAUUUUUAUUGUUUAUUGUUGUUAUCAUUUAUGUAAGACUGGAUUUCUCGCUUACUAAACCAGAACAUAGUAAGAAAGACUAAUUUAACUUUUUUCAUAGUCUCAUUCCAUUGUUCAUUUUAUUUGUUUUUUAAAUAAAAUCCUUGGUAAUUAA